ACUCGCACGCCGCACGCGCACGCCGCACGCGCACGCCGCACGCGCAUAACGGUUUGGCCGGCCUGUAACGGCUUGCACGCGCACGCCGCACGCGCGUAACGGCUUGGCUGGCCUGUAACGGCUUGCACGCGCAUGCUGCACGUGCGUUAACGGCUUGGCUGGCUUGUAGCGGCUUGGCUUGGCUUUGCGUUCUUUGCGUGGCUUGGCGUUCCUCGCUUGAAUUGACGUUUCCUGCUUGGAUUGACGUUUUCUCUCUCCUGUUCCUUUGCUGGGCUUGACCUUUUCUCUGUUGGGUUUGGCAUUUUCUUGGGUGGGCUGGGUGUUUUCUUGGCGGGGGGGUUGGCUCUUCCUGGGGUGGGCGUGAGGUCGCCCAGGGGGGGCGUGGGCUUUCCCCGGGUGGGUGUGGGUUUUCCCUGGGUGGGGUGGGCUGGGCUGGGAUCCCCUGCUGGGUUGGCACGUUUUGGCUGGGAUUGACUUUUUUCUUCAAACAGAUUGGAAACCCGGAGUUACCACCUGCUAGUUGGUGAAACUGGUUGGUAGACGUGAUCUGCUUGCUACUACCGGCUUCCGCUGGCUGUUAAAAGCAGAUGGUGGCUGAGGUUUAUUCAAUGCCGGCUGCCUCUUCUGUGAAGAAGCCAUUUGGUCUCAGGAGCAAGAUGGGCAAGUGGUGCUACCACUGCUUCCCCUGCUGCAGGGGGAGCGGCAAGAGCAACGUGGGCACUUCUGGAGACCACGACGACUCCGCUAUGAAGACACUCAGGAGCAAGAUGGGCAAGUGGUGCCGCCACUGCUUCCCCUGCUGCAGGGGGAGCGGCAAGAGCAACGUGGGCACUUCUGGAGACCACGACGACUCCUUUAUGAAGACCCUCAGGAGCGAGAUGGGCAAGUGGUGCUGCCAUUGCUUCCCCUGCUGCAGGGGGAGCGGCAAGAGCAACGUGGGCGCUUGGGGAGACUACGACGACAGCGCCUUCAUGGAGCCGAGGUACCACGUCCGUGGAGAAGAUCUGGACAAGCUCCACAGAGCUGCCUGGUGGGGUAAAGUCCCCAGAAAGGAUCUGAUUGUCAUGCUCAGGGACACUGACGUGAACAAGAAGGACAAGAAAAAGAGGACUGCUCUACAUCUGGCCUCUGCCAAUGGGAAUUCAGAAGUAGUAAAACUCCUGCUGGACAGACGAUGUCAACUUAAUGUCCUUGACAACAAAAAGAGGACAGCUCUGACAAAGGCCGUACAAUGCCAGGAAGAUGAAUGUGCGUUAAUGUUGCUGGAACAUGGCACUGAUCCAAAUAUUCCAGAUGAGUAUGGAAAUACCACUCUGCACUAUGCUAUCUACAAUGAAGAUAAAUUAAUGGCCAAAGCACUGCUCUUAUACGGUGCUGAUAUCGAAUCAAAAAACAAGCAUGGCCUCACACCACUGCUACUUGGUGUGCAUGAGCAAAAACAGCAAGUGGUGAAAUUUUUAAUCAAGAAAAAAGCGAAUUUAAAUGCACUGGAUAGAUAUGGAAGGACUGCUCUCAUACUUGCUGUAUGUUGUGGAUCAGCAAGUAUAGUCAGCCUUCUACUUGAGCAAAAUAUUGAUGUAUCUUCUCAAGAUCGAUCUGGACAGACGGCCAGAGAGUAUGCUGUUUCUAGUCAUCAUACUGUAAUUUGCCAGUUACUUUCUGACUACAAAGAAAAACAGAUGCUAAAAAUCUCUUCUGAAAACAGCAAUCCAGAACAAGACUUAAAGCUGACAUCAGAGGAAGAGUCACAAAGGUUCAAAGGCAGUGAAAAUAGCCAGCCAGAGAAAAUGUCUCAAGAACCAGAAAUAAAUAAGGAUGGUGAUAGAGAGGUCAAAGAAGAAAUGAAGAAGCAUGAAAGUAAUAAUGUGGGAUUACUAGAAAACCUGACUAAUGGUGUCGCUGCUGGCAAUGGUGAUGAUGGAUUAAUUCCUCAAAGGAAGAGCAGAACACCUGAAAAUCAGCAAUUUCCUGACAACGAAAGUGAAGAGUAUCACAGAAUUUGUGGAUUACUUUCUGACUACAAAGAAAAACAGAUGCCAAAAUUCUCCUCUGAAAACAGCAACCCAGAACAAGACUUAAAGCUGACAUCAGAGGAAAAGUCACAAAGGCUUAAAGGCAGUGAAAAUGGCCAGCCAGAGAAAAGAUCUCAAGAACCAGAAAUAAAUAAGGAUGGUGAUAGAGAGCUAGAAAAUUUUAUGGCUAUCAAAGAGGAAAUGAAGAAGCACGGAAGUACACAUGUUGGAUUCCCAGAAAACCUGACUAAUGGUGCCAUUGCUGGCAAUGAUGAUGAUGGAUUAAUUCCUCCAAGGAAGAGCAGAACACCUGACAGCCAGCAAUUUCCUGACACUGAGAAUGAAGAGUAUCACAGUGACGAACAAAAUGAUACUCAGAAGCAAUUUUGUGAAGAACAGAACACUGGAAUAUUACAAGAUGAGAUUCUGAUUCAUGAAGAAAAGCAGAUAGAAGUGGUCGAAAAAAUGAAUUCUGAGCUUUCUCUUAGUUGUAAGAAAGAAAAAGACCUCUUGCAUGAAAAUAGUACGUUGCAGGAAGAAAUUGCCCUGCUAAGACUGGAGCUAGACACAAUGAAACAUCAGAGCCAGCUAAGAGAAAAGAAAUAUUUGGAGGGAAUUGAAAGUGUGAAAAAAAGGAAUGAUAAUCUUUUAAAGGCUCUACGAUUGAAUGAGCUCACCAUGGAUGAUGAUACCGCCGUGCUCGUCAUUGACAACGGCUCUGGCAUGUGCAAGGCCGGCUUUGCGCGUGACGAUGCCCCCCGGGCUGUCUUCCCUUCCAUCGUGGGGUGACCUUCCAGCAGAUGUGGAUCAGCAAGCAGGAGUAUGAUGAGUCAGGCCCCUCCAUUGUCCACCACAAAUGCUUCUAGGUGGACUCUGACUUAGUUGCAUUACACCCUUUCUUGACAAAACCAAACUUCUCAGAAAACAACAUGAGAUUGGCAUGGCUUUAUUUGUUUUCUUGUUUCAUUUUUUGUUUUGUUUUUUAUUGGCUUGACUCAGGAUUUAAAAACCGGAAUGGUGAAGGUGACAGCAGUCGGUUGGAGUGAGCUUCCUCCAAAGUUCUACAAUGUGGCCGAGGACUUUGAUUGUACAUUGUUCUUCUUUUCAAUAGUCAUUCCAAAUAUUGUGAGAUGCAUUGUUUCAGGAAGCCCCUUGCCCUGCUAAAAGCCACCCCACUUCUCUCUAAGGAGAAUGGCCCAGUCCUCUCCCUAUUUCACACAGGGGUGGUGAUAGCAUUGCUUUUGUGCAAAUUACGUAAUGCAAAAUUUUUUGAAUCUUCGCCUUAAUACUUUUAAAUUUUGUUUUAUUUUGAAUGAUCAGCCUUCAUGGCCCCCCUCUUUUGUACCCCAACUUGGGGUGUAUGAAGGCUUUUGGUCUCCCUGAGAGUGGCUGGAGGCAGCCAGGGCUUACCUGUACUCUGACUUGAGGAGAGUUGGAUAAAAGUGCACACCUUAAAAAAAAUUGAGGAAACACAGUAUUUCAGUACAGUGGACAGCUUAGCAUGUUGACAACUGAGAAUAAAAUGCUCAGUUCUGAACUGGACAAUGUAAGACACAACGAGGAAACACUGGAAAUGGAAAUUCAAUUACGUCAUUGUAGACUGGCUACUGCUCUACAUGAUUGUGACCAAAGUCAGAUAGCUGAAAGAGACUUCUUUCCAAAGAACAAGACAUGAACAGGUUUAUUUACAGAAGACAAUGAAUUCUCAUUUAUCUCACCUGAAAGAGAACAGAUUCUUUCUCAACAAGUCUAAUGUAGACAGUAAAAUCAACAGGCUAAAAAUUAAGCUCCAUGAAACAAGAUAAAACUCUGAGAGAAAAGACGGGGCAGGCCGCCAUCUUUCCCAUUCAGGCAACUUAGUCAUUCCAGCCUGCGGGCUUUGGAGAGUACAAACCGAUGAGGGACAGAAGAGAUCCCACAGCACAGCAUAGCUACUUUACCAAAUCAUGGCCAGACUGCUUCUGUAAGCAGGCCUCUGAUCCUGUUCCACCUCAAUGGACAGAACCUCCCAACUGGGGCCUCCAGCUACCCCCACCAGCAUUCCUUGGCCAAUGGAAAUGUGAAAUGUUCCUGGGACAGAGCUCCCGGAGAGGGGCAGGCCCCCACCAUUGCUCUUUCGGUGACUAGCCAUUCUGGCCUUUGGGCUUUGGAGAGCCCAAGCUGACAAGGGGUGGAAGAGGUACCUCAGCAGAGCACAGCCACGCUGCAAAAAUGUGGCCAGACUCUUGUUUACGUCAGUCCCUGACCACAUUUCUGGUCAGCGGGUGAAGUCUUUCAACCAGGGUCUCUGGCUACCUUGACUGCUGUUCUCUGGCUGACAGAGGUCUCAGGCCUCCCUGAGUCAGAGCUCCCAGGGGGAGGACCAGAUUGUCAUCUUUGCUGUUUGGGCGACCCAGGCAUUUCAGCCUUAGGGCUUCAGAGUGUCUGAGGUGACCAGGGGCUGAAGUGAACCCCCAGCACAGCACAGCUGCUCUAUAAAAACGUGGCCAGACUUUUUUUUUUUGAAGCAAGUCCCUGUUCUUGUUCCUCCUGACUAGGUAAGACUUCUCAACUUGCCUCCAGCCACAUCUUAUAGGUGUGUUCAGAUUGGCAACAGGUUCGUACCUCAGUGGUACAGAGCUUCCAGAGGAAGGGGCAGGCUAUCAUCUUCCCUGGAAAAUACAAGGCAAUUAGGGACUGGAGGGGACCCCCAGCAUACUACAGCAGCCCUACAGAAAAGUGGCCGGACUUUCUACUUGAUGGGCAGGUCCUCCUGGCCUAGGUCUCUAGCCAGCCCACCACUGGAGCUAUCAAGCCAGUAGCAACUCUGCAGUUCCUGGGACAGAGCUUCCAGGAGCAAAUGAAAUCCUUUCUGCCACUGCCUUUGCAGUGGAACUGCCCUUGCUACCCUCAGAAGAUGCAAGGGAGCAAAGACCCUAAGUGCCCUAUCAACACUUCCAAUAAGCUGCCGUUGACCCAAAGAACAAGCCAGUCCAUCUCCCACAGGUACCACACACCCUCCACUACUCAUCACCAGACAGGGAACCCUGGCUUGGGCCCACAGCACAGACCCUCCAUCCUGGGCUGAUUACACUAAGUGAUUACUAACUCACAUGUCUCUGGGAUGGAGCACCCAGGAGACAAGCAAAGUGGUGGAGCAGCAAGUCAGGUGAUGUGGAGCCCAGAGGUCAGGGACGGCUAUCUCUCUAGGGUCCACUUGCCCUUGUGAGACACUUUAUCCCAGCACUUUAGGAAUGCUGAGGUCAGACCAGCCACAUCUCAUGUGCGAGAUUGCCCAGCAGAGAUCAGGUCCGAGAGUUCCCUUUUUUAAAAAAGGAGACUUGCUUAAAAAAAGAAGUCUAGCCACGAUUGUGUAGAGCAGCUGUGCUGUGCUGGGGGUUCACUUUUGAGAGAGUUCUCCUCUGAGAUCUGAUCUCUGGAGGCUGGGCAGUCUUGCACUUGAGAUGGGGCUGGUCUGAUCUCAGCACUCCUUAGUCUGCUUGCUUCUCCCAUGGCCCCAGCCUGGCCACACCUGCUUACGGGGCACUCUUAGAUGCCCACACCAUAGCUUCCAUGCUAGUGGACUGUACCAUAUCAGUGGAGAGCUGCAGCAAGGUGGCCCCUACAGCCACGCACCAGCCUGCACAUUGCCUGUCCAUACGGCAGCCCCUUAUUUGGAAACUUCCUAAAUCACUUUGCUGUGUGUGUUUACACGGGUGGGUUUUGCUUUACUUGCCCUGACAGCACACGGGAGUGCAGCACACACCCCAACCCACAUCA
This is a messenger RNA of Pan troglodytes (chimpanzee), 5771 nucleotides long. Its product is annotated as POTE ankyrin domain family member F. The record is from RefSeq and is a predicted model, not a curated record. Gene Ontology annotation, molecular function: protein binding. NCBI's taxonomy places the organism in Eukaryota, Metazoa, Chordata, Mammalia, Primates, Hominidae.